Molecule: messenger RNA, 3120 nt
Organism: Dermacentor albipictus
Lineage: Eukaryota; Metazoa; Arthropoda; Arachnida; Ixodida; Ixodidae
Product: oocyte zinc finger protein XlCOF6-like
Biological process (GO): regulation of transcription by RNA polymerase II; DNA repair
Cellular component (GO): nucleus
Molecular function (GO): RNA polymerase II cis-regulatory region sequence-specific DNA binding; DNA-binding transcription factor activity, RNA polymerase II-specific
Source: RefSeq, a predicted model, not a curated record
CCGAGUUUUCCCCUAAGUUUGAAACAGACUGUACUAAUGAAUUCCAGCGUGAACUCCAGGUGAACGUUUUUUGACAUGUGCUUUGGAGCUCCAUUUCUGCGGCGCCUGUACGUCUUACACCUAUCAAGAGAUGUCUUGCUGUGAAGCCGCUGCCAAGUGAAAGGGGGCUGCGGCUUUGGAACACUGCACGCGUGCCGACUAGGACCCAACAUUCCGCCUCACAAAUGCGGUGAGCCCAACUGAUAGCAUCACUGCCAAAAUGGAAUGCCCUGGCCCUUCCAAGAUAGCCUGCCUGGUCGAGGUUGGCAUGCAGUGCAGCUUGCCUCUGGUUGACAAGUCUGUCGAGUGCUUGUUCAAAGCAAUGACUGAGUCUAGGAGUGUGCAGACUAUGGAGACUCUGGAUCAGUUAAGCUUGACUUCAGCAUCCAGGCCUUGUAUUUCUCCAUCAACUGCCAAAUGUGACAACUCAAAGCAAGGAUGCCUCCACCGAUGUGACUUAUGUGACUAUAAGACUGACAAACUGUCCUGUCUAGAAACACAUGGCAGCAUUCAUACGGGCAAGAAGCCAUUUGAGUGCCCUUCAUGCUCUCGGAGCUUCACGCGAAAGGCAGAGCUGAAAUCCCACCUGCGCACCCACACGGGAGAGAAGACAUUUCAGUGCUCUUUGUGCUUUCAGAGCUUCUCAAAGAAGGCAGAGCUGAAAUUCCACCUGUACACCCACACAGGCGAGAAGCCAUUUAAGUGCACUUCAUGCUCUCAGAGCUUCAUGCGAAAGAUCCACCUGAAAAAGCACCUGCGCACUCACGCAUGCGAGAAGCCAUUUCAUUGCCCUUCAUGCUCUCGGAGCUUCAUACGAAAGACCUACCUGAACAAGCACCUUCGCACUCACACUGGCGAGAAGCCAUUUCAGUGCCCUUCGUGCUCUCGGUGCUUCUCACAAAAGACCUACCUGAAACGGCACCUUCGCACUCACACGGGAGAGAAGCCAUUUCAGUGCUCUUCGUGCUUUCAGAGCUUCUCAAAGAAGGCAAAGCUGAAAUCCCACCUGUACGCCCACGCAGGCGAGAAGCCAUUUGAGUGCUCUUCGUGCUCUCGAAGCUUCACGCGAAAGGCAAAGCUGAAAUCCCACCUUCGCACUCACACGGGAGAGAAGCCAUUUCAGUGCUCUUUGUGCUUUCAGAGCUUCUCCUCAAAGAAGGUAGAGCUGAAAUUCCACCUGUACGCCCACACAGGCGAGAAGUCAUUUAAGUGCCCUUCAUGCUCUGAGAGCUUCAUGCGAAAGAUCCACCUGAAAAAGCACCUGCGCACUCAUGCAUGCGAGGAGCCAUUUCAUUGCCCUUCGUGCUCUCGGAGGUUCAUACGAAAGAUCGACCUGGAAAUGCACCUAUGCACUCACACAGGUGAGAAGCCAUUUCAGUGCCCUUCGUGCUCUCGGUGCUUCCCACAAAAGACAUACCGGAACGAACACCUUCGCACUCACACAGGCGAGAAGCCAUUUGAGUGCCCUUUAUGCUCUCGGAGCUUCAUGCGAAAGAGAUACCUGAACAGGCACCUUCGCGCUCACACAGGCGAGAAGCCAUUUGAGUGCCCUUUAUGCUCUCGGAGCUUCAUGCGAAAGAGAUACCUGAACAGGCACCUUCGCACUCACACAGGCGAGAUGCCAUUUGAGUGCCCUUCAUGCUCUCGGAGCUUCAGGCAAAAGAUCCACCUGAAAAGCCACCUGCGCACUCACAGGCAAGAAGCCAUUUCAGUGCCCUUGGAGUUUCUCACGAAAGACCCAUGUGAAAAGGCACCUCCGCAUUCACACAGGCAAGAAGCCAUUUCAGAGCCCUUCGUGCCUUCGGAGCUUUCCACUAAAGACCCACCUGAAAUGCCACCUCACACUCACACAGGUGAGAAGCCAUAGCAGUGCCCUUCCUCUGAAAGCUUCUCACGAACGACCUCCCUGAAAGAGUGCCUGCGCACCCACGCAGGUGAGACGCCAUUUCAAUUCCCCUGAUGCCUUCAGAGCUUCUCGCAAAAGGGCAACCUUAUGAAAUGCGCACCUACACAGGUCAGAAGUGAUAUCUGUGCCCUUUAUGCCUUCAGAGCUUCUCAUUGAAGCGUGCCAUCAAGAUACAGCAGCGCGUUCAUACAGGUGACCGAACAUGCAAUUGCAGCUUUUGCUCCAUGUCCUUUAUGCAGUCUCAUCACUUGAGGAGACAUAAGAAAGCACAGCGUCAUGAUACUGUAGGCCAAGGCAAUAACCAUGUUGAUCUAGAUUCCGAAUUAAAAUCCACAGAUGUACAGCAUGUUGCAUAGUGCUCUACUGCAAUGGUAACACAAGUGUCUGCAUUUGCUCCUAAAGGGGCCUGAAACACUUUUUGGGUCACCAUAUUUGCGCUAAAUGUUUUUGCGGCAUGUCAUAGGACAUAGAGCAAAACAAAUUCUAAAAACUGACGCACACAAAGCCGUUAUAGCUGAGAAAAAGAACAUAGUUAAACCUUUAUAUAUUGAUAGUAAAAUCAGCAAUUUGCUUUGUUAUAUUGCGACUUUUCAUUCUUUGAAAAAUAUUGAAUAUUUGUUCCGAUCUCAAAAAUUACUGUUUGCAUGUGCCUAAAAAACAUGUACUGUAUUUAUUCGAAUCUAAGUAGAUAUAUUUUUUCAGAUAAUCAUACAAAACACUAAGGUUUGCUUAUAUUCGAGGAAUGUUAAAAACUCGCCAGUUUUUAAUUAAAAUUGAUAGAUGCAUAGCUAGCAGUAUCUCGAAAAGUCAGCAUUACAGCCACUAGAUUCCGCUCCAGUAGCCAAUUAAAGUACAUAAGCAACGUCACCAUUUUGAGCUGUGUUGUAUUGGCAUGCGGCAUGGCAUUGUUGUAAUGGCACCAAGCAGGCGAUGCCACUAUUGUGUGAUUUCAAACGAAAAGUUGUGCUAGCUGCAUAGGCAUUGCCAAACAUUCAAAUUGGGCAGGACUUCAGCAUCGAUGAGAAAAACGUCCCUUCAUUGGAGGGGGCAAUGGGGGGUUUCUGUGUGCGCUGCAACGAGGAUGGAAUUUCAGGACCACAUCAGCAAUGACGACGUACAAGAGCUCAGCUUGUUCAUUUUCAAUAAAUGUUGUUUUCAUUUUGUGAACGCUGUCA